GGAUCCGAUUGAGCCCCCUAAUUCAUCCACUUCAUAACUAACUUUCCUUCCAAAAGCCCCGCCUUCAAGAUUCCACCCCGCUUAAAACGGAGAACGGAGAAUCCAUCCAGCCAACCAAUCCGCCAUUGCUGCACCACUCCAGCUCCAAUAUAUAACUCCGGCAUCGGAUAAUAAUAUCAUCUCUCAGAUAACGGCAAUGACGGCGGAGGAGGAGACUGCCAAAUACGAAACCAAAGUCGACAUCAAGAGCUCGUCGUCAGCGCUGCCUCCUCCACCGGCGUUGGCCGCACCGCGGUUGUCCCUCGCCGGAGAUGAUCUAACGGAGGAGAAGAGAGUCAAUUUCCCGUUCUUCAGGCCGCUGUCGCAGAAGAGCGAGAAUGCGUGGAUCAUCUCUCUGUUCGUGAUCGUACACCUGAUUGUCUUCACGGCCACCAUGAUCGUCAACGACUGUUGGCACAACUCUCACGGCCAGUGCUCCGUUAAAUUCCUCAGAAUGGUCUCCUUUCAGCCCCUCCACGAGAAUCCCUUGCUAGGCCCCUCCGCCUCUGCGCUUGAUAAAGUUGGGGCUCUUAAGAAGACUUUUUUCAUUGAUAAUCACCAAUUCUGGCGUGUUUUCACCAGUCCAUUGUUGCAUGCAGGACUUUUCCACAUCAUCUUAAACUUGUGCAGUGUAGUCUUUGUUGGAAUUCACAUGGAACAAGAGUUUGGAUCAAUCAGGACUGGAGUUGGCUACAUACUGUCUGCCAUUACUGCUAGCUUGGUGGCUGCGCUUUUCGUUACUGAUAAAACAUCAGUGACAUCAUCUGGAGCAUUAUUUGGAUUGCUCGGUAUGAUGCUGUCUGGGCUCAUUAGAAACUGGAAAUUUUACACCAAAAAGCUUGCAGCUGUUUUUCUAAUUUUGAUGAUUUUGGUUGUCAACCUCAUCAUCGGUUUGUUACCGUACAUCAACAACUUUUCCAAUGUUGGAGGGUUUAUUACUGGUUUCCUUAUUGGGUUUGUGAUACUAUUCGAACCACAACUCAACAGAAGGGCUCAAGCGAAGGGAGGCUUGUUUGAGUAUGAUCUCAAACAAAAAGUUAAAUUGAAGCAGAAGUUGGACAGGCCAUUUCUGAGGGGCAUUUCUCUUGCCAUCUUCGUAUUUCUGUUUGUAGGAAUCUACAUGGCUGUUCUUCGUGGAACAAAUGCGAACAUGUAUUGUAGCUGGUGUAAAUACAUAGACUGCAUUUCGUCCAAAUGGGGUAGCUGCGUGGACAAACCAAUACACUGCGAGACCAUGAUAAACUCAGAGCACUUGAUCUUGACAUGCUCAGACAAUGGAAACUUCAGAAUUCUCCCUUACACCCACAUUUCUCCCUCAAGGAUUGAAGAUUUGUGCAGUCUCAUAUGCUCUUAGAUAUGGUAAUUGUGAAUUUGUACACAACGGGUGACCGGUUCAAAGGCCUAACACCAAUGCCAAUACUUAGCUUCCAAUUGAUGUGUAUAGGUACAACAAAAGUGUGAGGUUGUUGUUCAACCAUUUCGUCUAGACAUUGAAUUUUUGAUACAUAGACAUGAGCAAAAGAAAUACCAGAAGGCUUG
This is a messenger RNA of Cuscuta campestris, 1578 nucleotides long. The record is from the annotation of a GenBank genome assembly. NCBI's taxonomy places the organism in Eukaryota, Viridiplantae, Streptophyta, Magnoliopsida, Solanales, Convolvulaceae.